This is a messenger RNA of Cryptosporidium muris RN66, 957 nucleotides long. RefSeq lists its product as uncharacterized. The transcript has a single exon. The record is from RefSeq and is a predicted model, not a curated record. Lineage: Eukaryota; Apicomplexa; Conoidasida; Eucoccidiorida; Cryptosporidiidae. Bases 1 to 957 code for a protein of 318 amino acids.
AUGACAAACAACAAUCAGUUUACUCUGAUUAACAACAACUCUAGUACGACUUCUGUUGUAAGAGAGGUGUUUGUUACUGGCAGUGAUAUUGCCGCAGAUAAAGCUAAGUUGUUUAUUGACAACAACAACAUUGAAGUUCUUAGCACAUUUGAAGAUGCAGCAGGAACAAUGGUGAUUGCUCCUAGUCAAAACAUGACUAUGAAGUUAAAUACUGAUGUUACACCGGGAACUAAACAAACAAUUACAACUGACUUUCACGACUUUAAUCCAAGAAGCUCUGGAAAUUCAGCCGACCAUUACGACAACAUUACACAGGUUAUUUCAUUUUCAGGAACAGACUCUAACUUUAGUCUUUCAUCUGCAACAGGAACAGCAGGCAUAACUAAAGCAGACGAACAGUUUUUAAAUGGAAACCAUACUACUGCUAUUAACCAAGGGUUUUCAGGAAGUCAGAGAUUUGCUGGAACAAAACUUUCUGAUGGAAAUACAAUUGUUUUUAGGACAGACGGAAAUUCUACGUAUGCGGCAUAUUAUAAUAAUAGUCAAAUAGUUAGCAGAAGCUAUGGUGCUCCCGCCUUAGAUUAUGUAAAUAACAGGCUAUUUUGGUUUGAUGGAAACACAAUUAGGAUGUUUGAUCCUAGUAUUCAUACAAGUAGCUACUACGCUGUAGCUCAACAAGCCUAUGCAACGCAAAGUACAUAUAAUUCCGGCGCUGUUAGCUACGACCACAACGGAGAUUUAUAUUAUUUUUAUAAAUAUGGGUCUACUUGCUAUGUAAGAAAUCUUACAGAUAAUGGCGAUCUUUCUGGCGGUCAAUCUCAGUCAGGAUGGAAUACUAAUGUAUUUAAGCAAGUAUCGCUUACUAGCAAUGUAAAUGUAGGCAAUCCUAAAGUGGUGCCGCGUAUAACGACUCUGAGCAAAAGUUUUAUCUUUUGUGGGUGGAGCUACUUGGAAUAG